This is a messenger RNA of Chara braunii, 4368 nucleotides long. The record is from the annotation of a GenBank genome assembly. NCBI's taxonomy places the organism in Eukaryota, Viridiplantae, Streptophyta, Charophyceae, Charales, Characeae.
CGGGGCUGUCCCACCCCUACGCUGUUACAACUGUAAUCAGCCAGGCCACCUUGCGAAAGAUUGUCCGAAACCCCGAACUCAGGGCGGGCCCACCGGACCUUCCUAAAUCCCGCUGGCUGCUCCCACCGCUGCAGGACAGGGGAGGGUAGCCACGGUAAUGGACAUAGGAACGACGGAGAUGGUGACCCCGGCGGCCACUGAGAUAGGACCCGAUGAGUAUAUGGCGGCAACAAUGUUCGAACCCGGGACCAUCGGAGUGAUACGUCACGUCCAACGGAUUACCAAGGAAAGCGACCUCGGGCCGUGGCGACCAGGAUUCGAGGAUCUUGCGGUACCUGGUCCUGAAUACAAGGAUGGCCAUAUCGACGUAUUGGAUGCCUUGAAGGCUCUGGAUCUUCGGAUCCCCGUCCCUAUUCCAUAUCUGCUAACCAUUUCCGAAGCGGCUAACGAAAAGUUGAUCGAACGGUGCCUCAAGAACAGGCGCCGAUUCGAGAAAAGUCGAAAGGGCAAAAAGCCGGUCCUACGGGACCCACCCACUAACGAGGAGUCACAGCCCUCGAUCUCAGAGGUGCACGAAGCCAACCGGAUAGGGAUGAUCCAAACCGUAGAUUCUGCCUCGGAAAAACCCGAGAAAUUGAAUGCCAUCACUACCAAAGAUGUGUAUCCCUUGCCGCGAAUCGAUGAUUUGUUAGAUGCUAUUGGGGCCGCUCGAGUCUUUUCCAAGUUCGAUAUCCGACACGGUUUUCACCACGUCGCAGUCCGACCGGAGGACCGACCCAAAACCGCCUUUGUCUUGUUUGAGGGCACGUGGCAAUGGGUCCGGUGUCCCAUGGGAAUUUGUAACGCCCCUGCAACGUUUCAGCGGGCCAUGAAUAUGGCCUUCGCUGAGUUCGUUAACAAAACCCGACUAACCCAGCCCCUGAUCAAUUUCUGCGUGAUUGUGUACAUGGAUGAUAUUUUGGUCUUUUCAAAAACACACGAGUACCACGUGGAAUACAUUGAGUGGGUUUUGCAUGCACUGAAAGAUGCGGGGUUCAAAGUGGCCUUGGAGAAAAGCGAGUUCUUCUUGUCGAAGAUCUCAUUCUUGGGGUAUAUCGUCACGGUCGACGGACUAAAACCGGAUCCGAGGAAGGUGGCAGCAGUUCAAGACGCCCCGGCGCCAGUCACACUCACCCAGGUUCGGGCUUUUCUAGGGCUGGCAUCCUAUUACCGACGCUUCAUCAAGGGGUUCGGCGGCAUAGCGAAACCCCUCACAAACCUGCUGAAGAAAGAGGAACAGCUGAUCUGGACGCCGGAAUGCGAAGCGGCGUUUCAGGCGUUGAAGGAGGCUCUGACAUCUGCUCCUGUGUUGGCGCUCCCCGACUCGACAAGACCGUUCGCACUGUACACAAACUGGCAGCCUCGGGCGAUAUCGGCGGUGCUGACUCAGCACGGCAAGGAUGGAAGGGAGCACGUCAUUGAGUAUGCGUCCAAGACGCUGAGCCAGGCGCAGGCUAAUUACGAAGCAUGCAAAGGUGAAUGCCUGGCGGUGGUGUGGGGGAUUCAACAUUUCCGACCGUAUCUAUACGGCCAGAAAUUCGUGCUGGUAACGGAUCAUCAGCCGCUGCUGUCCCUACGCAACAACACGGACUACACGGGGACGCUGGGCAGGUGGGCGGCGCGUCUGCAAGACUAUGACUUCGACAUCCGCCACCGUGCCACGCGGCAGCAUGGUAACGCCGAUGGAUUAACGCGCCUUCUGCCGCCCAACAAGUGUCCCGCCAACGAGCGACUCAUUCCGUGGAGGCCAGAAGUCGGGGCGACGAAACCGCACUACGGGGAGCUACACGUGCUGCGCGACUCGUUGUCAGAACUUACCAAAGCCGAACGGCGGAGAGUCACGGAGCAGGCGCAGGACUAUCGCUGGCAGGGCCCGACGUUACAAAAACGGAAGGUCGAUGACGACGGAGAGUCUAGCUGGUUGACGGUUCCACACCCUCUUGCUAGGUUCGAUUGGACACGAGCCGCUCAUGAGGAGGAUGCGGUCCAUUUCGCGGUCAAGUGCACGGAAAAAGCCAUCGAAAAGAACGCAUGGUACUGGUCCGGAAUUCGGGAAGAUGUGAAAUACAUCGUUCAGAAUUGCCCAGCCUGCGCGGCGGACAAGGCGCCGGUACAGAUGCCUCGGGCGAUGGUGCCCACUCGUGUAGAGCGCCCCUUUCAAAGGGUUAGCAUCGAUACGACGGAUAUCAACGUUCCGAGAGGGCCCGUCGAUCAGGGAGAACUCAAUGUUCUUUUAGUGGCCAUCGAUCAUUUUUCAAAAUGGAUCGAGGCGUACCCUAUGACCAGCCGGAAUUCGCAGGAAGUAGCCUGGUACGUAAAUCGAUUUUUGUGCAUGCAUCUAGACGUAGAAGAGGUACACAUGGACAAUGGGUCGAAAUUUCAAGGCGAAGUAGAACGUCACCUAGUCAGGGCGGACGUUAACAUUAUCUACUCGUCGGGGCGUUCGCCUCAAGCCAAUGGCCUGGUAGAGAAUGCCAACCGACUGAUUAAGACGGCCCUUAGACGGAAUAUCACUGCGGGAGACACCCGACCCUGGUCAAUCAUUGUUGAUCACAUUUUGACCCUAACUGACGUGGAGCCGCUGCCCUUCGCCGACGAAGACACGUGGGAGUUGCACCGUGCGCUAUACAAGUCGGUGGCGCUGGGGAUGUUCCGGUUCUUCGUGGAUCACAAAGACCACGCUAUCGGGGAGCACUUCGUCGUUUACUACAUCAUCGCGCGGCCCAAGCCAGGCGAGAAGGAAGGGACGGUGGCGCUAUACCCCUUCGCCCAGCUCCAGACAAUCGAUCCGGGAUUGUUGGAGCUCAUAUAUCUUGAGCUCCUCUCCAUUGCGCAAGUAAUCGCGAGCGAGGAGGAGGAGAUCCAACCACGAUUGCGGACGGCGACGGCCCCGCGAAGAACGUACAACGAUGUCGUCAUUCCGGAUUACAUUGCGCAGCGCGCGGAGAGAUUGGAGGACUUCCCGGAGGAAAGGUCGUUGCCUCCCUCGUCGUAUCCUCGACCAGCGCCACCGAAGGCCCCCAAGAAGACGCCGAAGAGGAAGAGACGCCACCCGUCACCAGGAUCGCAAGGCAGCAGGAUCGGCGGCGGCGAGGAGGUGAGUCAGCCCGCGCGUACGCGGAUUCCUGACCCUGUGCCGGGGAGUGUGGCGACGCUCGUUAAGGAGACUAUCGUGCCAUCGCCGCCCAUUCCGCGUGUGCCCGAUCUCAAUCUUGAUGGAGUUGGGCCAUCAUCAACAGCAGCAGCCGGAGGAGGAAGCCGAAUGGGAUUUCCCGAUCCCAUAUCCAGACCCCCCCGGCCUCAUGGGACCUCUCUGUCCUCGCCAGCCACCCCGGGCGGCGCCCAAAUGGACGAGGAUGGGUGGGGAAGACCAAGUGGAAGCGACGACAAUGACAUCUUCACGACCGCCACUCCUGACGUUUCGCCGCCGCCCAUGUCGUCCAACGUUCGUGCACGCGUUGCGGGAUCAGCGGCGCAGGCAAGAACAAGGGACGAGCGGAUCAUCAACGUCGGAAUAAACGAAGACGCGCGGGUGGAGGUGGGCGAAGGCGGUGUGGUAGUCACGUGUGGCGCAACAACGCAAGCAAGGAAUCGCACGGUGGUGGCAAUCGGGGGAGCGACGCCCAAGCAGCCAGUCUCACUGCCGACGACGCCGCGUCAGCAACGCACAGGCGACAAUGCCGGAUCUUGUGUCGCGGCCGCGGCUGGCGAGGCAGUGGAAGUGCCGCAAGCCCAACACACAAGGGCGGACGUGGGAGUUGAGGCGGAAACACCAAAGGGGACGGUGGGGGAAGGGCGCAGGGGGGAGGACGUGGCCCGCGCAUUGGAGGUUGCACGUGCGAAGAAAAGAAAGAUGGAGGCGGCAGUGAUGAUGCCUCCACGAUGCCGCGACAAUGACGAUGAUGGUGGUGGCAACGAUGAUGAUGAUGAUGACGUUCACGAUGAUGAUGAUAAUGAUGUUGAUGAUGAUGAUGAUGAUGAUGAUGAUGACGACGAUGAUGAUGAUGAUGAUGAUGAUGAUGAUGAUGAUGAUGAUAAUCACCAUGAUGUCACUGAAGAUGAUGACGAUGAUGACGAUGAUGAUGAUGACGAUGAUGACGACGCGGCGACGACGAAGACGCUGCCAGAGGCCCUACUCUCACCCGUGAUUCGUUGGCGUUCAGCGACAUUUUAGUGUCUCAUUUUUGAAAGACCUUGCAAGGCUUGUCGUCUCCACAAUGAGUGAAUGUUGUCAUCUCUGCAAUCGAUCCCAUAUCAUCAAAAUGCAUGCCAAUAUUUUUAAAUUCAACACGACAAAGGGCAACGGCGAAAUAAAUGAACCUUUGCAUU